Molecule: messenger RNA, 2767 nt
Organism: Lolium rigidum
Lineage: Eukaryota; Viridiplantae; Streptophyta; Magnoliopsida; Poales; Poaceae
Product: CSC1-like protein RXW8
Exons: 11
Coding region: 184-2481 (765 amino acids)
Cellular component (GO): plasma membrane
Molecular function (GO): calcium-activated cation channel activity
Source: RefSeq, a predicted model, not a curated record
CAAACUUGGAAUCCAUUAACUCCUCUCGCUCUCGCUCGGCUGCCCGGCCGAGCAAUCUCCGGCCACCAGUUUCGGCCGCCCCAGCUCCGUCGCCAUUGCCGCGCCGCUCGUCCAGGUGCCGAGGAGAUCAAGGAUCAUGCUUCUGAGCUGGUGUGUUGUGUGUGACUAGCUCAAUAGGAAGCCAUGAAGUUCAGCGCACUUCUCACCUCUGCAGGCAUCAAUGUUGGACUUUGUGUGCUCUUUCUCUCGCUCUAUUCUGUUCUCAGAAAGCAGCCAGCCAACAUCAGGGUCUACUUCGGACGGAGGGUUGCUGAGGACCAUAAUCCGCUCCGAGAGGGUUUUAUUUUGGAGAGGUUUGUUCCAUCCGCUGGCUGGAUCGUGAAAGCCCUGCGGUGUACCGAGGAAGACCUCUUGGCAGCUGCGGGGUUGGAUGCUGUUGCUUUCAAUCGAAUGCUAGUAUUCAGCAUACGCAUCUUUUCCCUAGCUGCCCUUCUGUGUGUGUUUGGAAUCCUUCCACUGAAUUAUUUUGGAAAGAAUAUACAUCAUCUUAAGAUUCCUUCAGAAGAAUUGGAUAUCUUCACAAUUGGGAAUGUGGAAGUGCGAUCAAGAUGGCUUUGGGUUCAUUGUUUAGUCCUCUACAUAAUAUCUGGAGUAGCUUGCAUUCUCCUAUAUCUUGAGUACAGGCACAUUGCUAGGCUGAGGCUCCUUCACCUUAAACGUGCAACACCCAAUCCAGGACAAUUUACUGUGCUUGUUCGUGGAAUACCAAAGAAAACAAAAGAAUCCUGCAGUAGUGAUGUUGAUGAUUUUUUCACGAAGUAUCAUGCAUCAAGUUACCUAUUCCAUCAAGUUGUUUACAAAGAUGGUAAAGUUCAGAAGAUAAUGACUGGUGCAAAGAAAGCAUGUAGAAAGUUGAAACAUUUCACGGACACCACAGUAGAUCAGAGCUGCAAAGCAAUUACAUACCGGUGUUGUCUUUGUGGAGCCUCUUCUAAUUCGUUCCAGUUGUUGCCUACUGACGAAGUUGCACAGAGCAGUGGGAAAGUUGACCUGAAUGAUUCUAGCUUGAUCACAGAUAAUGAGGAAUGUGCAGCUGCUUUUGUAUUUUUCAAAACUCGGUAUGGAGCACUUGUUGCAUCAGAAGUACUUCAGACAUCAAACCCUACGAAGUGGGUUACCGAUCGAGCUCCAGAACCAAAUGAUGUGUAUUGGUCAAACAUUUGGCUUCCCUAUAAGCAGCUUUGGAUUCGACGGAUAGCUACGCUUCUAGGUUCUAUCGUUUUUCUGCUCUUAUUUCUGUUACCGGUGACAUUUAUACGAGGUCUAUCUGAGCUAGAGCAGUUGCAGCAGAAGCUUCCUUUCCUUAAUGGGUUAUUGACGAAGCCAUACAUGGUCCAGCUAGUAACUGGAUACCUUCCCAGUGUCAUCCUGCAAAUAUUUCUGUACACCGUUCCGCCAAUAAUGAUGUUAUUUUCUACAUUGGAGGGGCCUACAUCUCACAGUGAAAGGAAGAGGAGUGCUUGUUGUAAAGUGCUGUACUUCUUGAUUUGGAAUAUAUUCUUUGUUAAUAUAGUAUCUGGUACUGUCAUAAAACGAUUGAAUUUUUUGUCAAGACCGAAAGACAUCCCUGUUGAGCUCGCUAGAGUUGUACCUGGGCAGGCUACCUUCCUCAUCACCUAUGUUCUGACUUCAGGGUGGGCCAGUUUGUCAUCUGAACUUAUGCAACUCUUUGGUCUGAUAUGGAACUUUAUAAGGAAAUAUAUUCUGAGAAUGAAAGAAGAUACAGAGUUUGUGCCCUCAUUUCCUUAUCACACAGAAGUACCGAAGGUUUUGUUGUUUGGACUAUUGGGCUUCACAUGCUCUGUACUGGCACCUUUGAUCUUACCUUUUCUGCUUGUAUACUUCUUCCUUGGUUAUGUUGUAUACCGCAAUCAGCUGCUGAAUGUAUACCGCACAAGAUAUGACACAGGUGGUCUGUACUGGCCAAUUGCGCACAACACAGUGAUCUUCUCUCUCGUCCUCACCCAGAUCAUCUGCCUCGGCGUAUUUGGCCUCAAAGAAUCACCAGUAGCUGCAGGCUUCACCAUACCUCUUAUCAUCCUUACCCUUUUGUUCAAUCAGUACUGCAGAAAACGACUUCUUCCGCUAUUCAAAACUUUUCCCGCACAGGAUCUAAUCGACAUGGACAGGGAAGAUGAGCAGUCGGGAAGGAUGGAACACAUCCACCACCGACUCCAUACCUCGUACUGCCAGUUCCCAGACACUGAAGAUAUACAACUGGAGAAAAUUCAUAUUGCUGGAAAUGGUGAGGAUGAAAAUUGUAGCUCAGGCGAGUCCAACAGCAAAGAAACCUGCGAGGAGCAGCAGCCCAGAAGGGACCUGUCUCACCCAACGCUGAAGGGACUCCCUGUAAGCCGUCUGCAGAAUGCCGUGAGGUCCAUCACAUUCCUCAUUAGGUUGCAGAAGAGGGGUCUAUCGUGAUGGAGAAAUCGAUAACUAACUGACUAACUAAAUGCUAACCCCUCCACGUGUUGGCUCGUGUAAAUGUACAGCGACAUAUGCCAUACAAGUAUAUAGGGAAAUUGGGUUUUAGAUAGGAACAUAUAGGUAAGUGAAGCAUCAUUAUACAUGCGAGACUAUGGAUCAACUCCAAUGAGAGGGGAAAAUCCAUGCAAAACAAUUGACUUUACAAGCUCACUCCUUGCAGCUUGUUGCUUCCAUUUUCAAUUGGGGGUUUUUAUUUCAUCAGAAGUUUUAAUUUGCUGAA